This is a messenger RNA of Paracoccidioides lutzii Pb01, 1428 nucleotides long. Its product is annotated as 6-hydroxy-D-nicotine oxidase. Gene Ontology annotation, molecular function: oxidoreductase activity; FAD binding. The record is from RefSeq and is a predicted model, not a curated record. The transcript is spliced from 3 exons. Bases 1 to 1428 code for a protein of 475 amino acids.
AUGCCAAGAUCCAAAAUAACAGCUGAUUUGGUUUCGACCCUGGGGUCACGGCUUGAGAACACAAAAGUUGUUACCGAAACAUCGCCUGACUAUGGGGAAUGUAUUGCCCGUUGGUCUGAUACUGCGGUAAAGCGAGCAGGCGUCGUACUUUUUCCAUCUACUGCGCAAGAUAUAUCUAUCGUCGUCAAGUUUGUCCAGGAGCAUAAUAUUGAUCUUGCAGUCAAAUGCGGGGGUCACUCGGUAUCUGGAACUAGUUCGAGCGAUGGCGGGAUAGUUAUAGACUUGGGCCGUAUGCGAGGAGUUACUGUUGAUGCUGCUACGAAAGUUAUUACUGCCCAAGGCGGCGCCCUCUGGGCGGAUGUUGAUAACGCGGCAGCAGAAUACGGUCUCGCGACUGUUGGCGGCACUGUGAAUCAUACCGGCAUUGGAGGGCUUACCCUUGGUGGUGGCUAUGGCUGGCUCAGUGGGAGAUACGGAAUGGUGGUCGACAAUCUUUUGUCAGCCACUUUGGUACUUGCCGAUGGCUCAGUUGUAACGGCCUCGUCUACCGAAAACCCUGAUCUCUUUUGGGCCGUCCGUGGCGCCGGACAUGGCUUCGGAAUAGCUGUAGAAUUUCAAUACCGUUGCUAUGAACAGAAAGGCGAAGUAUUUUCAGGCCUGCUUACCUUUACUCCUGACAAGCUAGAGCUGGUACUUGACUUCCUGAAUUCUCUUCUUGAGGAACUCGAUGCGAACACUGCUGCAGUUUGCAUGCUUGGGCAGCCUCCCGGAGCCUUGGUUCCAGUGGUCGCUGUCUCUCCAAUCUACAUUGGACCUGAGGAAGAGGCAAGAAAUAAAUUUAAACCUCUAUUUGCUCUUGGACCGGAGCUGGGCAAGACCUACAUGAUGCCUUACGUUAAGUUAAAUGCCCUUUUCACUGACAUGACGGCUCACGGGGGCAGAAAAACUUUCAAAGGCACAUUUUUCCUUAAGCCAGUGAGACCAGCAUUUGUACGCUCGAUUCUCGACAAUUUCACGACAAAACUGCAAUCUGACUCUGAUUUAUUGGGAUCGGCAAUUGCUCUAGAGUUUAUGGACAUGCGCAAGGUGUGCGAGGUACCUCUUUCAUCAACCGCCGUCGCCAAUCGCAGUAUGAACACUCUUAACGGGAUAGUUGGCUUGCGGUGGAAGGAGAGCUCAAACGAUGCCCAGCAUCGUGAAUAUGGACGUCAGCUCCAAGCACUGUUCAAGGAAGAACUCGAUUCACAACUGCUGGAGAGAAACAUAACUCCAGACGGUGUCCCACAAUACCUGAAUUAUGCUGAACCUGGUGACAUUGCUGUUCCUGAGAUAUUCGGAGAAAAUACCACGAGGCUACAAAAGCUCAAGGCACAAUAUGACCCUGGCUGCCUCUUUAGCAAGAUGCUCUCAAUUACCCCUGUUGCAUGA